Messenger RNA from Pelobates cultripes (western spadefoot toad), 4573 nucleotides. The record is from the annotation of a GenBank genome assembly. NCBI's taxonomy places the organism in Eukaryota, Metazoa, Chordata, Amphibia, Anura, Pelobatidae.
CUAAUAUGCUUUUUCAUUUUUUUUCUUUUUUCCUGUCAUCAGGCUAUUGACUUCCUUGGUUAUGCCAGGACUUAUCAUAAUCAUAAUUUUGUGCCUCCUCAUUGUCACCCUUAUAUAUGGUCUGCGCUUGUGGAUUCAGCAUAAGAAAAAACAAAACGUGCAAUUAAACAAAGAUGGAAAGAAGAAAACGGUGGUGGCAUUUUUCCACCCAUACUGCAAUGCAGGAGGUGGAGGGGAGAGAGUACUUUGGUGUGCGCUGAGAGCCUUGCUGAAAAGGUAGGAAUUUGGCCAAAUCUUAGUUUUGUUACUGUAAGCAACAUUACUACUACAGCGCUUUCUGGUAGUUUCUGCCCAUGCUCAGAGUUUAUCAUUAAUGUUCAAGUUGGACGGUUUUGAACUUAAAAUGUGAAAGUGAUCUUCUGCGUUAUCUAAGAUAAUGAGCAAUGGGUUCAAGGAAGAGCCACACACAGAUUUUGUCAAACUGCUCCAAAAUGAGUCGACAGACUACCAGUGGACCAAGUCCAUUGACUUGUAACCUCAUAUCCACUACUUUGAACGAUAGUGUUUAUGGUGCUCAGAAUGCACUUUUAAUUUGGAGUGUUUAAAAUCUGUGGAAAAUGUAUUUUAAAAACAAUAAGUAACUAAUUUUAAAUCACUCUUAAGUAGGGCUGAACAAAUGUUAGUCUUUAGAAUUGCAAAGUAUCGUGGAAGUUACAGUUAUACAGGGAUCUAUGGUUAUAGCCCACCUCUGCUCUAAAGUGAUAUUUGUGUAGUAUAUUAUAUGGAACUUUGGGCCCUGUUGUGAGUGUAAAAUCUAGCAGGUGGUGGGGAGAUAAAGAAGGGAAGGUCGUAUCAUGGAAGAUGAGGCUGGAUUGUGAGAGACAAGGCAUGGUAGUGAGCCAUGAAUAAUGUGGGGGUAUUUUGAGAAACUUGUUAAGAAAGUGAGUAGGCAUUUCUGAGAGGAUGAGAUUGGAUUGUGCACCAUAGGAAAGUGUGCAUUGUGUUGCAUCGUUGAAGGUCAUUAUGGUGCUGGUGUCAGACCUAACUAAAAUUAUAGUAGAUUUUCAAGUAUAUACCAAAAGUUUGCAACUAUAUAACUGUAGGAAUCUUGUCUAAAUUAUACUUUAUUUUGUUGUUUUAGAUAUAAAGAUGCCAGUUUUGUUGUUUACACUGGUGAUAAAGAUGCCACUGAAGAACAGAUUCUGAAUAGGGCCUUUGGACGAUUCAACAUCAAACUAACCCAUACUGUAAAAUUCAUAUUUUUGGAAAAACGUGAGUUUGUGGAAGCAAGCCGAUAUCCUCAUUUUACGUUGUUGGGUCAAAGUCUCGGUUCCAUUAUUCUAGGUUGGGAGGCUCUGAUGAAGUGUGUACCAGAUAUUUAUAUUGACUCUAUGGGAUAUGCAUUCACUUUACCGCUUUUCAAGUAUCUUGGAGGCUGUAGAGUUGGAUGUUAUGUGCAUUAUCCAACUAUCAGUACAGAUAUGCUGUCUGUUGUUCGUAGCCAACAUGCAAGGUUUAACAACUCUGCAUAUAUUACUAAUAAUCCUGUCCUAAGCAGGCUUAAGUUAAUAUACUACAAUCUUUUUGCAGUAUUAUAUGGAUGGGUUGGCUCGUGUAGUGAUGUAAUAAUGGUAAACUCUACGUGGACUUUUAACCACAUACUUAAUUUGUGGAAAUGCAGUGAGCGCACAAACAUAGUGUACCCACCAUGUGAUGUACAGACCUUUUUAGAUAUCAAAUUAGACCAAGAGCAGGAAAGAAGAGACCAUUCAAUUGUUUCAGUUGGCCAGUUUAGGCCUGAAAAAGACCAUUCACUUCAGAUCCAGGCGUUUAAAAAACUGUUGGCCAAGAAGACAUCAGAAGAAACCUCAAAGCUGAAGCUUAUCCUUAUUGGUGGAUGUCGUAACAAAGAAGAUGACGAUCGUGUGUCUGAACUAAAAAAGCUUAGUUUGGAACUUGGUGUCCCUGUGGAAUUUAAAGUGAACAUCCCUUUUGAAGAUCUAAAGAAGUGUCUGAGUGAUGCUACCAUUGGGUUGCACACCAUGUGGAAUGAGCACUUUGGAAUUGGUAAGAAAGUUUUUAAAUUACCUUUUGUUUAGAUAACAUAAACUUAAGUGACUUUUAAUUUAAGUGUUUAGUUGUGAGAAUGCCUUUGCCAUUUCCCAUUAUCUUAAAGGGAACCACAAGCACUACACCCACCUGCGAUUAUUGCAUGGGCUCUGGUUCAUUGACUUCCUCAUUUCUGGUCCCUUUUUUCUAUUAAAAGGAACACACUGACACUAAAAUAAAAAUAAAUAUAUACAUAUAUAUUUUUUAAUGUUGGUGUUCAUUACUUGGCAUACCUGACCCUUUUAACGUUCAGUAAAAUACCUGUAAUCCAGUCAUGCGAUAUUUGCUGAAGUUACAGCAGAUUUAUCUAAACCUGCAUGCUUUCCAUAAUUGCUCCUCCUGACUAGUAUAAGAUUCUGUACGGCCUUAAGGUGUGCUGUUUGGCGCUACUGGGUUAUAUAUAAUUACCUUCAUUUCAUUGUAUUCCUGUACAGUUCUUGGUACCUCUGGAGAAACUAACCUGAAAUAUCAGACCUUUCACCGCUACACAACAUGGGGAGCAGACUUGUAGAGUUACUGAAAACCAUUUUGAGUUUAACAGGCUUAUCCAUUGUGAGAAUUCAAAGUGAAUUUCAAAUUUAACACCAGAGAAGCCAAACUAGUUUAGUGUAGAUGGUUAAUACCUAGGGCUAUUUUUCACCAGAACGUAUAUUAUAGCUGAGAAGUCUAAAUUAGUUGCAAUAGGAGAUUCACGAUGAUGUUUAGUGAAAUUUCUUAUUUAUUUAAUAACAUUUUGAUUUUGUACUGGCAAGUUGUGUUUUUUUUUUUAACCACUGAUUCCUUGACCUUGUGACUAAUCUGUCAAUGGCAGGAUUUGAGUCUGAUUGCAGAUAGCACUUUGUGGCAGUGAUGUCCUAAGAGAGGAUGUUUUUCAUUGAUUUACAUGUGCAGGUAAUAGAUACACUUGUGAUUUUUUUUUUUUCUGUUUUGUUUUGCAGGAGUAGUUGAAUGCAUGGCAGCCGGGACAAUCAUUCUCGCCCACAAUUCAGGAGGUCCUAAGAUGGACAUUGUGAAACCUUUUGAAGGCCAAAAAACUGGGUUCUUGGCAGAUAGUGAGGACAGCUACGCUUCGGUUAUGGACCAAAUCCUGUCCCUGUCUCCAGAAGAAAGACUGACAAUAAGACAAAAUGCUCGCCGUUCUGUCACCAGAUUCUCAGACAGCGAGUUUGAAACAAAUUUUCUGUCUGCUGCAGAGCAUCUGUUUAAAUAACUGACUAGAGGUUGUUGGGUUUUGUGUAUAUAUUGCAAAAACAAAUGGAGUAAAAUAUUUUUGUUACUGGACUCAUGGUAAUUCUAGUGUAUAAAUUAAUCAUUUGUAAAUACUGUAUGUAACAGCCAAGGCUAUUAUAAAUGAAUCUGCUAGAAUGUUACAGAAGUGCAAUACUGAUAAAAAUGCCAGAAUGUUGUGAAAAGCAAACUUUUUUUUUUUUUCCGCAAACUUUUGUGUAAAAGAGCAUUUCAGCUUUAGAUGUUUAUACGAUGCAGUAACAUUGGAAACCAGUGGAAUGUUCCUGCUAAUUCAGUAAUUUGCUCACGAAUUGCAGUAUGUCUGUAAAACCUAUAUUCUACAUUGUACAGUAAUACGAUAUAUUUAACUGCUAACCAAACCUAAAAAUAUAAGUUUGAGACUUUACAAUCAUAUCCAUUUACUUGAAUGUUUAACUUUGGAUGGUUUAUAAGAGUUAACCCAAGGUAUUACUGUGCUUAUUACAGCAAUUAUAGGGUUAGUGUAACCUCUGUAGUGGUGUCAAUGGGUGAUCGUGCCUGGAUUCUGUAUAUGCAGUAUUUUGCUAUGAAAUGAUGCCCAUACAAAGUUUAACCAUUUUUGUUGCUGGAUGAGUUAUUCAAACACCAGCAGCAUCACUGGGGAGUAGUCAUCCAGUACCGAACAAGCUGGCUAAUAUAGCUAGCAAUAUUUUAUAGAAAACAGUUUUUUAUGUUAGAGUAACCCUUUAUUGGUACUCAUUAUGGGUGUUGGUAGGAAGAAAGUCCAAACUCUGUGAACAAGUACAAUACCUACUACAACUGUAGGUGACACACAAAAAGGGUUAUUUACUAAAAUUAAGAAUUCUAUGGGAAUUCAAAGUGAAGGAUAAAAUAGCCAAGCUAUGCUUCAACUUCAUAUACUUUUGGCUAAAAUGUGUAAUGCACUUUCAAUUCUCACUUUAGUGAAUAAACCAGAGGAUAGUUCUUAAUAUACUAUAACAUCGGAAAGGGAAACUAUAGUGCCAGCAAAAGAAGAAAAAAAAAAAAGCUCCAUAUAGUGCCCUUCCUCCCUGUGGUGCAGAAGGGGUUAAAAAUCCCUUCUGCAUUUACCCGAGUCCAGCGCUGAUGUCUCUCGGCACUUACUCAGUUUCCGCCUGUGCUCCUCCCUCGCCAACAGCCACACUCGCCUUAGGACUUUCCCCAUAGAAAAGCAUUAUACAAUGCUUUCCUAUGGGGUUUUGGGUGACGCUGGAUGUCC